This is a messenger RNA of Sardina pilchardus (European sardine), 1415 nucleotides long. RefSeq names its product proteasome activator subunit 1 (gene psme1). Gene Ontology annotation, molecular function: endopeptidase activator activity. The transcript has 11 exons. Gene Ontology annotation, cellular component: cytoplasm; proteasome activator complex; nucleoplasm. NCBI's taxonomy places the organism in Eukaryota, Metazoa, Chordata, Actinopteri, Clupeiformes, Clupeidae. Bases 464 to 1222 code for a protein of 252 amino acids. The record is from RefSeq and is a predicted model, not a curated record. Gene Ontology annotation, biological process: positive regulation of endopeptidase activity; regulation of G1/S transition of mitotic cell cycle; regulation of proteasomal protein catabolic process.
GCUCUUUUCUCUUUCUCACAGCCUUGUUUUCAAAGUAGCCUACAACCUAAACAUGUCUGAACAUCCGACCGCAAUGUGCAACAUUGUAGCCUACAUGUCUUACUAAUGGCUGCAAGUAGCCUAAGUUGGAUGCGAACGUAUUUUGACAAGCAAGGUUUAACUGUUGAUGGCAUUUGAAAUGAUAAACAGGAGGCUAUCCUACAAUUCCCAGUGUGCUGUGCAAUAGCCGGAAUUAAAAUAAAGACAGUCGGGAAGUCCCAUAAUCGUUUAGUUUACUUUCAUUUUCGCUUCUUUUGCUGAGUAACUGCAGCGUAUUUCGUAGCCUGUGCGAAUAACGUGGUGAUAUAACUUGCAAGAAAGGUCUGUUGUAUAUUGCAUGUCUAUUAAUGAUCAAAAGUUUACAUACUUUAUCUACAACAUAUUUCUUGUGUAACCAAAUUAGCCACACUUUCGCAUUGUUACAAUGACGUCCAUGGACAUGAGCCCCGCGUCGAAGAAACAGGUUGACAGCUUUUGCAAGAAGCUCACCUCAGAGGCAGAACAGCUGGUCACAACAUUCUUCCCUCAAAAAAUUGCAGAGAUGGAUGCCCUAUUGAAGUCUUCUCUCAGUCUGGAAGACAUGACGGCGCUGAAGGCUCCCCUUGACAUCCCAAUUCCAGACCCAGCCAAGGAGGAACUCAAGAGAAAGAAGAAAGAGGAGAAAGAGGCCAAGGAAGGCAAGAAAGACAAGGACAAGGACAGUGACAAAGAGGAUGAAGAUGCUGGUCCUACCUGUGGUCCCAUUGGCUGCAAUGAGAGGCUGGAGGCUCUGCUGAAGGAGAUUAAGCCUCACAUCCAGACCCUGAAGGAGAAACUGAACACGGUGUCAAUGUGGGUACAACUUCAGAUCCCCAGGAUUGAGGAUGGGAAUAACUUUGGCGUGGCAGUUCAGGAAAAAGUGUUUGAGCUGCUGACCAACACUCGGACCAAGAUUGAGGGAUUCCAGACACAGAUUUCAAAGUACUACAGUGAGAGGGGUGAUGCAGUGGCCAAAGCCUCCAAACAAGCACAUGUGGGAGACUACAGGCAGCUUGUUCAUGACCUGGACCAGUACCAGUACGGCGAGCUUCGCAUUGUUGUUCUGGAGAUCCGCAACACAUAUGCUGUGUUGUAUGACAUCAUCAACAAGAACUACGACAAAAUCAAGAAACCCAGGGGAGACUGCAAAGCUCUCAUCUACUGAGGGAAGGAGAACAAGCCACACACACACCUUUUUACACUGGCAGUGAAACAUACCUUCUUAUGUGUCGUUUUGUGAUGCCAUUUGAUCCUUUUAGCUGUGAGAAAGUGCUCAUAGUCAUUUUCAGUUUCAGAAACCACUGUGCUGUAUUCGAAUGCUUUAAUGCCAUUUACAAAAUAAAACAGUUAUUAUAUUA